Messenger RNA from Penaeus chinensis, 2007 nucleotides. RefSeq names its product ras-related protein Rab-26-like. NCBI's taxonomy places the organism in Eukaryota, Metazoa, Arthropoda, Malacostraca, Decapoda, Penaeidae. The transcript has 7 exons. Gene Ontology annotation, cellular component: endosome; Golgi apparatus. Gene Ontology annotation, molecular function: GTPase activity; GTP binding. Bases 481 to 1680 code for a protein of 399 amino acids. The record is from RefSeq and is a predicted model, not a curated record.
ACACACACACACACACACACACACACACACACACACACACACACGGACAUUCCCACACUACCGGUGAAACACCUGUGUGCCCUACUCAGGUGUUCAGCAGAUGCGCCAAUCAAGAACGUAGUUUUCUGGCGCCGUUACCAUCAGGUUAAAGAUCUUACGACAGUGCAGUAGAAAUAUUAACAAGCCAUUACAGAAACAGUGUCGAGCUAGAUACAGGUCUAUAUUUGACCUUCAUCCACAACAGCAAGGCACAGUUUAUGAAUAGAAUGUUUAUAAAGCCCACGAACCUCCCCGGCGAGUGCCCUGCGCCAGGACAAUGCAAGCCGAGCUUAAUAUCGGCAGCCGCGGUUAAGUUGGGAUUUUAGUUUUCCAUGACACUGGCUGCGGUGCGAAUACCAAGGAAUCCACUCUGAAGGCGCCUCAUCACGAAUCUCGAAGCUUGAGCAUCCUCGGAAGCCCCCCCCCCCCCCUCCCCCGGCCAUGAGCGUCGACGCCAAGCUGGCCCCCGCGGCCAUGGCCUCCUGCCUCCCCGACGACCGCCGCCACAGCUACACCGACUUCGAGAUCGAGAACAGCCAGCGCGUGGUCCGGCCGCAAGUCAUCUCUCAGAACGGCCUCGCCUCGCUUCCUCCGGACUCGGACAUCCCCAAGGGCGUGAGCCUGCGGCGCGCCAAGUCUCUGCGCGACAGCCGGAAGGAGGUCCGCCCGAAGCGGUACUCGGUCAACUUCGACCUUCCCGUCCGCGGCCGCAGCUACGACGCCGACAUCGACAUCUCGGCGCUGAGCGGGCCGCAGGCGCCGCCGAAGCCCCCGCGCGCUAACAUCCCGGAGGAGGACGAGGACGAGGACGAGGCGCGGGAGCCACGGGAGAGGCUCAGCAGCGCCUUCAACAGCGUCGCUCUCAGGAAGAGCCUCGCCGACGGCCUCGAGAAGGUGCGGCGGUUAAGCGGCAUUGAGAGCGACCCCUCGAGGGCGAGCGAAAGGAGGACCUCGAGGGAGAACGGCGCCUACGUCAAGUACCGCAACGAAGACGGCGACUGGCAGCAGCACAAGGUGCGCCGCGUGUCGCAGUUCGAGGCCUGCGACUUCACCUUCAAGGUGAUGCUGAUCGGUGACUCAUGCGUGGGGAAGACCUGCAUUCUCACCAGGUUCAAAGACGGAACGUUUCUGUCCGGGUCUUUCAUCUCCACCAUCGGCAUUGACUUCAGGAAUAAAGUGGUGACCGUGGACGGGUCAAAGGUCAAGCUGCAGAUCUGGGACACGGCAGGUCAGGAGAGGUUCAGGAGCGUGACCCACGCCUACUACAGGGACGCUCACGCUCUCCUUCUCCUGUACGACGUGAUGAGCAAGACCAGCUUCGACAACACGAGGGCGUGGCUUGGGGAGGUCCACGAAUACGCUCAGGACGACGUGGUCAUUAUGCUCAUUGGCAACAAGUGCGACGUGAACGGCGAGCGCGUGGUGCGGCGCGAGGACGGGGAGCGCCUGGCCCGCGAGUACAACGUGGCCUUCACGGAGACGUCGGCGAAGACCGGCCUCAACGUCGACCUCGCCUUCAUGGCCGUCGCUAGAGAGCUGAAGGCGCGGAAGUCGACCAACUCGAACGAGCGCAAGUUCAACGUCGCCGACUACGUUCGCCAGGAGGCCAAGAGCGACGGCUGCGUGUGUAACGUUGGCUAAGGACAAACAUACGAAGACGCAACGUUACCCAUCAAACGUUUAUUGAAUUCAGGGAUGAGGCUUUGUCCUUGACUUUGGCGGUCCAGCAGGGAGCGAGUCUGUUACGUGUCUGUCAGUGUUUGUGGAGGUGCAGAUAGACCCAAAGACAGGGAGGUCGGCUGGAAUGAGAUUUGUGUCUGUCUUUAAAGAAAACGGUGUCUGUUUCUGUGUCGAAGGGCGGGGGAAUGGUUUGUAUGGAAGCCUUGGCUUUUAGCGGUGGUUGUGUCUUGUAUUUAGAAGGUUCUGAUUAUCGGGACAGCCAGACCGUAAGGGUAUAUUUGGCUGAGA